Frankliniella occidentalis (western flower thrips) is the source of this 1260-nucleotide messenger RNA. RefSeq lists its product as uncharacterized. The record is from RefSeq and is a predicted model, not a curated record. NCBI's taxonomy places the organism in Eukaryota, Metazoa, Arthropoda, Insecta, Thysanoptera, Thripidae.
ACGUGCCGCAGAGAGGCGCGACGUAUCGUCUCUCGAUCGACGAGCUGAAGAGAGGCGUGAGGUCCGCUCUGUUGAACGACGAGCUCUAGAGAGGGGUGACAUUCGAUCUCUCGAACGACGAUCUGAAGAUAAGCGAGACAUUCGAUCAGUAGAGAGGCGGUCUGUUCAACGCGCUGAGGAAGGCCGCAUCGCAGAUAUGCAUUCUCGCCGGUUCAGCGAGAUGUUCCUGUCUGCAAAAAGCACUCUACCCAGCAAGGCGAUGGAGUCCGAGACCGCAGAUGUCGGCGUCCUGGUUAACAUGCACAAGGCCCUGCUGGCUGUCCUGAGCGGGGUCGCAGACAUGACUUCUAAGACCACACCAAUGGCGGAAAUCAUCGACAACGAAUCAAAGAUACCGACACGAAUUUCUGGCUUCGACACCCUCACCUAUCCUGGAAAGAGCCAUAGCUGGAGCAUGUCCACGGUGCUGGGAGGCGCAGCCCUGCUCAUGGCCAUGCGCGGCUCCCGCCUCGGCAGCGCCAAGUGCUAGACGGACGGAACUCUCGUAUCGCUUUUAGAACGCCUCUCUAGCGUCGGCCCUUUAUCUCGCCACCGACUCAAACUAGGUCUACUUAUGUCGUAAAAUAGCUUACGGCAUGUAUCGGAUAUUACGUCUCGUCUCAUAUUUAUAUUUUCACGACAGUGUUAUUUUUGAAAUAGCAAUAAUAGUCCAUUCCUUGUAUAAUAUUGUAUCAUUUUGGGUGAUAUUAGUAUCUAAAUGUGACGGAUAAACUACUCAGGGAAAUAUUGACCCAAUAUCCCGUAUUUAUAUAAGUGGAAGAUACCGGAUAUUGGGGACAGGGAGCGACGCGGUUUUCUAGCUGUGCCAUACAACCACGUCGUACCUCACCAAACAUUGUAAACAUAUUUACAUAGUACCCUUCUCUGUAUAUUUACUGUUUUUUACAAGCGGUACUUAGGAUUUUACGAAGAGGCUGUUCACUUACUCGGAGGGUCUUGACUUCUUUUCCAUUAGGCGGAAAGUUGAGUCGAGAUCAGUUCUCAGUACAGUCUCCUAACUCAUCAGUAACCAGUAAUGUUAAGCGUGGGGCCGGGCCAUGCGGGUUAGCACGCUCUCCACUCGCCGACUCUAGCUGAUUAGGUGAGGCGAACGGGGGGGCUGCCUAGAUCGUCCGGAUCCGUCUCAAGUCUCAGUUCUCACCAAACGCAUUCAUCUAUCGUGUAUCUUAGCUAAAUAAAGAGCAUAGUGCGAGCACAGCA